This is a messenger RNA of Triticum aestivum (bread wheat), 1315 nucleotides long. RefSeq lists its product as uncharacterized. The transcript is spliced from 3 exons. NCBI's taxonomy places the organism in Eukaryota, Viridiplantae, Streptophyta, Magnoliopsida, Poales, Poaceae. The record is from RefSeq and is a predicted model, not a curated record. Bases 243 to 944 code for a protein of 233 amino acids.
GAGGUGAACCUGUCGCGGUGUCGGCGAGCAAGACUGCACUGACGAGGCAGGGGCCACCAGGCGGCCACACGUACGCCGCCUACGUGGCACCCGUCCGGGUCCGAAUCAACACGUGUCACCAGCAGCGCGUCUUCAAUCCAGAAAGAUCUGCCACCACGACCAGCACAGCACUCCCCGCUCCAUCCCCCCAACCCGCCCAUCCGUUCCCCACUUCCAUUCACGACCUCUCGCCGCGCCUGCAGAUGGCCGAAUCCGACACGGCGGACGGCAAGAUGGCCGAACCCGACGCGGCGGACGGCAAGAUGGCCAACGGUGAGGUCUCCGACGACGGCCGCGCCGUCGAGGUCUCCGGCGGCGGCGACGACACCCUCCCCGCGGUGCUCCGCGGCUUCGUGGACGGCGUCUGGCCGCCGCCCGGCGACGGCGGAGAUCCGCUCCUGCGGCGCCUCCGCGCGGCGACCUGCGAGGCCGCUCCGCGGCUGCGGGACGCCUCCAGGAACUCGGCCCGCGACCUGCUCGCCUGGACCAAGCAGGGCAGCGGCCUCCGCGCCAUCCUCGUCAUCUCGGUCGGAACAAUCACGAUGAUAUCACUGACUGGCCUGCUGAUUUUCAUGUCCUUCCUUCUGGUUGCGACCGCUAAUGCCAUUAUCGUUUCAGUUCUUAUGUCCUUGGCAGCUGCUGGAGGAUUCCUGGCCUUGUUCUUUGCUUGCUUAGUUGCAGUGUAUGUCGGAGCAGUAUCAAUUGCCAUAUUCGUCGUUUCCGCCACUGUUAUCUCUGCAAUUGUUGGAGUCAUGAUUGCUACUGGUUGGAUCGGAUUCUUUUGGAUGAUUUGGUUUGCCGCAAGGAAGAGCCUGGACCUUACCAAGCACUCAAUCGGCAUGACGACCUCUGCUAUGCAGUCGUAUUCGGCUUCCCGGAGUGUGGGGCAGAAGCUCACAGACUGACUGAGAUAGCAGCAACUGGUUUAGCCCCAAUGCUCUGUAUGUUAUCGCGUCGUCUUGCCGCCUCGCUGCCCUGCUGUUGUUGUGUUAUAUGUGCUGCCUAAAGCGUGCCGUAUGUGUAUCACUUAUUUCGAGUAGAGGACAUGAAUCCGUGUAUAGUUAUCCCGGUUUAGCGUAAGGUACCACCACUCGCCCCUGAACUUUCGGCACCCUGUGUUGUAGUAUACUCAUAGUAACGAAUAAGGCAAUAAUGCCGGCUGUGUUGGCGAGUGCGGGCUAGGUUGUGGUUUUGUGCUGUAAAUGAAGCUAUUCUGUCUGGCUCUGUUGUUGAGGCAUAGAGGAAUGAAUAAAACGUACUGUAGUUGUCAAUUUCA